AUGUCAGAGCUAGCAGCUCAUGGUGCGACUGGACUCGGAAAGGCUGACAAGCCUAACGCAGGCUUGCCUCGUGUUCCUCUGGCUCCAUCGCCGACCCGCAGGGACUCCACAAUCCAAUCCGACGCCCAUGUGUCACCUGCAAAUCACCCUGCGGAACUAGCAGAUUACCCGUUGAGCCGAAAAUCCAUGGCUCAGCAGGAUCAGUGGGGCGUGCAGGCACGUCAGUUCUUUCCUCAUCGGGAUACCACUUCUACAGUCUCACCACAAGGCGUUCGCAUGGAAGGUCAUGCAAGGGUUCUCAUCGAGGCGAGAGCAUAG
Messenger RNA from Aspergillus niger, 318 nucleotides. RefSeq lists its product as hypothetical. The transcript has 3 exons. The record is from RefSeq and is a predicted model, not a curated record. Lineage: Eukaryota; Fungi; Ascomycota; Eurotiomycetes; Eurotiales; Aspergillaceae. The coding region runs from base 1 to 318 and encodes 105 amino acids.